Molecule: messenger RNA, 1071 nt
Organism: Bathycoccus prasinos
Lineage: Eukaryota; Viridiplantae; Chlorophyta; Mamiellophyceae; Mamiellales; Bathycoccaceae
Product: OJ1442_E05.26 gene product (ISS)
Exons: 1
Coding region: 1-1071 (356 amino acids)
Molecular function (GO): protein binding
Source: RefSeq, a predicted model, not a curated record
AUGACAUUCCAAACCCUCUCCGCGCUCCCAACCGCGGGGAACCCCUCUGGUGGUCUAAACUUCGCCCACAAAUCCUCGAAACGUGUAACUCGAUUCCGGAAAGACUUGAAAACGAUCGAGGAAAACGGCACGUGGGAAGCUUUGCCAACGUUGGUCGCGUUCCCGGACAGAGAGAUAUCGACGGCGUUGCGAACGGUGUGCGGGUCCACAGUCGCUCGCGAGAAGAGAGAUCGUAAAGAAAAAGAUUUAGAGAACAGAAUAAAUGCGGUGACGUACAUUUUGGAGCACUGUUUAGUAUCAGACGACGACGAGGAGGAGAAAGACGAGGAAGAGAUUCUGGUUGGAGGCGCUAUCGCGAGUGCGAGUAAAGGUCGAUUUGAGAUUUUACGGAAGCUGAUCGAGGAGGAUAAAAACAAGAAAAUGAACGUUAUUAAUGGCACGGAUAUUCACGGCUACUCCCCUUUACUGAGCGCGUGUUGCGGCGACUACUACGAGGAAGGAGAGAUAAGCGAGAUGGAAUCAAACAGACGAAAAUGUAUAGAGCUGCUCUUGGAACGCGGCGCGGACGCGGAAAACAGAGGCGACGGCGUGCACAAGAUAAAUUGGACGCCGUUGAUGGCGUUGGCGAAGAGAAGCGAUUUGGAGAGUUUGAAGGUAUUGUUUAAGAAGAGCUCAGAGGAGCUGGAUGUGAACAGGACGUAUUCGAACGGGAAAACCGCGCUGUUUGUUGCCUGCGAAUGGGGCGCGUCCAUCGACGUGAUCAAUUUGCUCUUAGAGAAAGGCGCCAAGAAUAUUCCGGCGACAAAGUUGAACACGGAUUACUCGAGAUUUAUUCCCGCAAUGACACCGCUCGAUAAAGCGAUGGAAAAUGGGCACCACGAAAUCGUGUACGCGUUGAACGAACACAACAAAAAGAACUCAGGUUUGUGGUUUAGCAGCGGGUACGAAGAGGAAGAAGAGGCAAAAAAUAGUGACGUCGAAGAAGAAGUGAUUCGAAACGAGCGAGAAACGAAGAUGGACUUUGACGAACGGGCCGCACCUACGGUCGUUCAAGGUGGCGAGUCCUGGUAG